AUGACCCGCCGCCGCUCUACAGUCAUCGUCGCGUCUGGGGCCGUAUUCGGGUGCGCCUUGCUUGUCUUUAUGGAUGGAGCUGUGAUGGCAAGCAAGGCCAAACUCCCCUACAACUUUCUCAUGUGGCUGCCCACACUGGUUGCGCUGCUUGGUACCUUCGUUUUGUCGCUUGUGAAGCCCGUGUAUAUCUUGGGGACAGACGGUGACAUGGACGACGACGACAACAGUAUCAAAAAGGCUAAAAGCAUGUUCUUUCUGGGAGCACUUCUUCUCUUCACGUCCAUCUGUCUUUCCAUAUGGAAGACGGUUGAUCCCUACGGAAACAAAGGAGUUGCAUGGCCAGGGGCGGCACUGUUGGUACACUCGUUGCUUCUAAUGCUUAUGAACUAUGGUUUGUUUAUCGCACGUGCGCAGUAUGAUGAUGAUUGA
Molecule: messenger RNA, 429 nt
Organism: Leishmania mexicana MHOM/GT/2001/U1103
Lineage: Eukaryota; Euglenozoa; Kinetoplastea; Trypanosomatida; Trypanosomatidae
Exons: 1
Coding region: 1-429 (142 amino acids)
Biological process (GO): late endosome to vacuole transport via multivesicular body sorting pathway; protein targeting to vacuole
Source: RefSeq, a predicted model, not a curated record